CACAGCGGUUACACACAGGAGACAUGGAGCUCUGCCUUUAACACUUGGACUUUCCCUCCCACUGCGAUGACUUCCUGCACUUUGGGACUAAUUCUUAGUCAGGGGAACCCGCUCUGAGUGUGUAUCCUCUCUGUGACGUUGAUGUUAAAAAGGGGAAAGAACGGGACCGAGUGACCGGGUGCUGCUGCCGCUUACAGACGCCUCUCCUCUCAUCACCUGCGGCUCGCUUUGUACGGACUGUCCGCUGGUUCCGUCGCAGACUUUGGAGUGUUAUCAAAAGUUACUAUGUUUGAACUUCUAUUUUAAUUCCGGGCGGCUCAGAUGCUGCCUGUGGAGUUUGGAGCUGUUUGCAUCCCAUAGACUGGACAUCCUUUGCACGCCCGUUUGGAUUUAUCUCAGCUGCUGGACAGCCUGUCUAACAAACUGCUUUUCCUGGAGACUGUGACCCACCUUUUCCACCUAUGAAACAUCAGAGAGGAUAAUGGAGUACCGCCACACUUUGGUUCACCUACUGGCUUUAUUUGUAUUUAUAACUUUGGCAUAUGCAUCCAGACCCAGGUUAGAAGAUGCCGCUCCCCGGAUUGUAGAACACCCGUCUGAUCUCAUUGUGUCUAAGGGCGAGCCGGCCACCCUCAACUGUAAGGCGGAGGGCCGGCCGGCUCCAAUGGUGGAAUGGUACAAAGAUGGUGAGCGCGUCGAGACUGAUCGAGAGGACCCUCGAUCCCACCGGAUGCUUUUACCCAGUGGCUCCCUCUUUUUCCUGAGAAUCGUUCACGGCAGGCGGAGCAAACCUGAUGAAGGUCUCUAUGUGUGUGUGGCCCGCAACUACCUGGGCGAGGCCGUCAGUCGCAACGCAUCACUGGAGGUGGCAAUCCUGAGAGAUGACUUCCGCCAGACGCCCAGUGAUGUGGUGGUAGCAGCAGGUGAGCCGGCUGUCAUGGAGUGUAUCCCACCCAGAGGCCACCCCGAGCCCACCAUCUCCUGGAAGAGAAACAACAUCCGGGUCAAUGACAGAGAUGAGAGGAUCACUAUGCGAGGAGGGAAACUGAUGAUUUCCAACACCAGGAAAAGUGAUGCCGGCAUGUAUGUGUGUGUUGGAACCAACAUGGUGGGGGAGAAGGACAGUGAUCCUGCUGAGCUGGUGGUGUUCGAGAGGCCGAUGUUCACCAAGCAGCCGGUGAACCAGGUGGUGUUGGCGGAGGACACGGUGGACUUCUUCUGCGAGGUGCACGGAGACCCCACCCCCACCGUCCGCUGGCGGAGGGAGGAGGGGGAGUUGCCACGGGGCAGGUUUGAGAUCCGCAGCGACAACAGCCUGCGCCUGACCCAGGUGCGUGGCGAGGACGAGGGCACGUACACCUGCGUGUCCGAGAACAGCGUGGGCAAAGCCGAGGCGUCAGGCAGCCUGCAAGUGCACGUGCCCCCUCAGAUCGUGGUUCGGCCCCGGGACCAGAUCACAGCUCCAGGUCGCACCGUAACCUUCCUCUGCGGCACCAAAGGAAACCCUCCGCCCGCCGUGUUCUGGCAGAAAGAAGGCAGCCAGAUCUUGCUGUUCCCCAUCCAGGAGCCGUCUCAGUCGGGGCGUUUCUCCGUGUCUCUGAGCGGAGAGCUCACCAUCACCGACGUCCGAGUGGAAGACUCCGGAUAUUACAUCUGCCAGGCAAUCAGCGUGGCCGGCAGCAUCCUGACUAAAGCCCUGCUGGAGGUGGAGAGCGCCCCUUCAGACCGGGUCCCACCCAUCAUCCGCCAGGGACCGGCUAACCACACCUUAGCUCCCGGUUCCUCCACACAGCUGCACUGCCACAUCAUGGGCAACCCCAUCCCCAGCAUCCAAUGGGAGAAGGACGGCCAGAGGAUCCUGGGGAGCGACGGUCGCAUCAGCCUGAUGGAGAACGGCACCUUCCAGAUCACAAACCUGCAGGAAACGGACUCUGGGGUGUACACCUGCCUGGCUUCCAGCUCCAGUGGAGAGACGAGUUGGAGUGGAGUGCUCACUGUCAAAGAUAGUGCAGACCCCUCAGUGGCUCAGACCACAGAACCCUUCCAGCUGCCGGGCCCCCCCCACAAACCCAUAGUCACAGACGUGUCGAAGAACAGCGUUUCUCUGACCUGGCAACCAAACGCCCACGAGGGAGGGGCCGCUGUCACCUCCUACAUCAUCGAGGCCUUCAGCCAAUCAGCAGGCAGCACAUGGCAGACUGUAGCCGACAUGGUGAAGAUGGAAACACACACAAUCACCGGCCUCCUGCCAAACACCAUCUACCUGUUCAUCGUCCGAGCUGUCAACGCCUAUGGCCUGAGCGACCCCAGCCCCAUCUCUGAGCCCGUCAGAACUCAAGAUGUGAGUCCUACAGGGCAGGGCGUGGACCACAGGCAGGUGCAGAGGGAGCUGGGGGAGGUGGCCGUCCAGCUGCAGGAGCCUGUCACCCUGACAACGUCCUCCAUCAGAGUGUCCUGGACUGUGGACCGUCAGUCUCAGUACGUGCAGGGCUACCGGCUCUUCUACCGUCCUAGUGGGGGGUCCUGGCUCCUGCAGGAUAUCAACUCCCCCUCCGAACGCAGCACCACCCUCACUAACCUGCUCAAAGGAACAGCGCACGAGAUAAAGAUCCGUCCAUAUUUCGAUGAGUUCCAGGGAAAGGAUAGCCGGACGUUGCUGGUUCGAACCACAGAAGAAGUCCCCAGUGCCCCACCCCGAUCUGUUACCGUGGUGACGGUGAAGCUGAGCAACAGUUCCAGCAUCAGCGUCUCCUGGGAGCCUCCCCCUAGCGAGAUGCAGAACGGCAUCAUCCAGGAGUACAGGGUCUGGUGCGUGGGCAGCGGUGGAGACAACCAGACGCGAUACUACAUCAACAGGACGGUGGACGGGAACACUCUGUCCACCGCGCUGAAGGGCCUGGUACCCGGCGUGCUCUACCAGGUGGAGGUGGCGGCAGUGACCAGCGCAGGCGUAGGAACCCGCAGCCAGCCGCUGUCCGUGCUCAUCAAGCUGCCGGCUGAGCAGCCCUCUGCUCCAGGCGGCGGUGGCCCCAGCGACGGCAGCGAGGAGAGCAGCGUGAGUCUGGCCGAGCAGAUCACCGACGUGGUGAAGCAGCCGGCGUUCAUCGCGGGCAUCGGCGGAGCCUGCUGGGUCAUCCUCAUGGGCUUCAGCGUCUGGAUCUACUGCCGCCGCAAGAAGAGGAAGGAGCUUAGCCACUACACCGCAUCCUUCGCCUACACACCCGCAGUUGGUUUUCCUCAUGUGGAGGGACCAGGACUCAAUGGAAGGCCGGGCGUUUUGGGAGGAAGCAUGGGCAACUACCCAUGGCUGGCAGACUCUUGGCCCACCACCAACCUGGUCCACAGCGGUAAAGAAGCUGUCAACUGCUGCACCGCGAACCAUGACACGGCGGAGAGAUACUACAACGAAGCAGGUAUCUCCAACUACCUGAACCAGACAGAGAAGUACAGCAUGGGCGGCUCCACCGAGGGCCCCAUCUACAGCACCAUCGACGCCACCAACGAGGGCUUCACCUACGCCCAGCAAACCUCCACCACACCCUACGCCUCAACCUCCAUCACGCCUUACGCCACCCACACCCAGGGGUCCCACAACAGCGAGCAGCAGGAAGACGGACACUGGAUCAACCAGCCCGGGCCCUCGGGAGCCCAGUACGCCCAGCCGGACCGCUGCACUGGUAAGCCCAAGCAGAAGGCGAUGGGUAAGGCUGUGAAGACCCCGUCACUGACCUGGAUGGAGGUAUUGCCCCCACCCCCUCCAAUCGGAGAGCUGGAACAGUGUGAGCCGGAAGAGCAGCCCCCGGAGCACGAGGACAUGGACAUAGGGUCGGAUGAAGAGUGGUGCCCCCCCCUCCCAGAGAGGACCUAUCUGAUGGAGGGCUGCGAGGACGGACCCUCUGCCCAACACAGGAACACAGCCUCCUCUCCAGCCACCUCCUACAGCCACCAGUCCACCGCCACGCUCACCCCGUCCCCUCACGAGGAGACCCGGGGCCCCCAUGACCCCCAACGCCUCAACCCAGCAGACCAGCAGCUUUCACGCAGAAGGUUAGCCUGCGGUCCAGUGCCAGUUCCCCAGGCUCCCAGCCCGCUGCCCCCCCUGUCCAACCCCGGCCUCUCCGGCCAGCAGCAUCACGGCUCAUCGGAGGCUGGCACGCUGCAGUGCCAGAGUCCCGCCCAUCGUGGCCCCCACAGCCAGGGGCCCGCGCUCAACCCAGACAGCGGCAGCAGUACACCCGUGCACAGCCGCUCCUCCCCAGCAAACACAUGCACUCCCCCCAACCAAAAAUCCAGAGUGAAGAAAAAGGUCUCCAAGAAUUCAGCUUACAGAAGAGAUGCGCAAGGAGACCUGCCCCCACCUCCAGAGCCACCCCCAGGAGGGGAGAGGUUGCAGGGUCUGCAGGGGAGCAUGGAGGCCAGCAACACAGUGAACGUGGCUCUGUCCUCUCUGGAGAGGAGCGAGUACAGCAGCAGCAGCAGCCAGAGGAAGGGCUCGGCACACAGACACAUCGAAAACGAGGACCUGCUGCCCUACAGCAGCAAGGCUCUCCACCUCUCCAGGAGCCAGAUGUCCAGUAACUGCUCGACCACAGGAAGCUCCUCAUCCAGAGGCUCCACGGGCUCCAGAGGGCCCCACUCAGCCAGGAAAUACACAGAGGAGAUGAGAUAAGGACCCAGUGAGUGUCGGUGUACCUCCGAUGCCUCCCCCCUCCACCAUCUCUCCCCUGAAGAAAGCGAGGACAGGUUUAGUGUUUCAGUAUCCAGACUCCGUGUCACCGCUGUGAAAGAAAGCAACAACAGACUCUACAUCAUGUUUUUUUUGGUAUUACAAUGAAUAUUUAUGAGCAAUCGAGUUCUCUCCUCUCCCUUCAUUUGUAAAUACCUGUCUGUACUGUUUUUGUGGGCUCUGGAUACAGGGAAAGAGACGUAUAUUGUAUUUAUGAGGAUGAAAAACAUGUAAAAAGUUUGUUAUUAUAAAUAAGCUCAUGUCUUCUUGAAUGUGCCAACCUUUUUGUCAAAAUGUAUACUUUUGGGAAAAGCAUUAACUACUGUUGCACUCUCUUGUUGUGAAGGCAAAACAACAGAAAAUAUGAAGCACAAAGUGUGUUUGCUGGUGAGAGGGGCGAUUCGUAAAACCAAAACCAGCGGGGCCAGCUCCCGGAGGGCCCGGGACCCCCGCACCCAUGUGUCCGCUAAGAAUGUCAAACUUUUCUAUGUUUCCUUUGGUUCCUCCUGCUGCAGAGCGACCGGCAGACAAGCUUUAUAAAAGUUUGAUUGUACCCCCCAGCUCCUCUCUCGCCCCUCACCUUGUUUGUCUGAGGGACUGUUUGCUGCAGCUGUGAGAAAACAUUUGCAUAUAAUCCGUUGAAAACAAACAGAGAAAUGUCUGUGGACUGACUUUUUUGUACUCUUGUUGUUUUGUAAAUGUACAAUAAAAAAUAACUGCUGAUCCAA
Molecule: messenger RNA, 5454 nt
Organism: Eleginops maclovinus (Patagonian blennie)
Lineage: Eukaryota; Metazoa; Chordata; Actinopteri; Perciformes; Eleginopidae
Gene: robo3
Product: roundabout, axon guidance receptor, homolog 3 (Drosophila)
Exons: 27
Coding region: 482-4669 (1395 amino acids)
Biological process (GO): cell-cell adhesion
Molecular function (GO): protein binding
Source: RefSeq, a predicted model, not a curated record